Amoebophrya sp. A120 is the source of this 704-nucleotide messenger RNA. The record is from the annotation of a GenBank genome assembly. Lineage: Eukaryota; Dinophyceae; Syndiniales; Amoebophryaceae.
AGUUUCGCAGGCAGCCCGCAGCCUUGCAGGAGGGAGGCAAGCGCAGGGACUGCCUGCCCUGCGCACAAUGGCCAGGCGCGCGCAGGAAGCAUGCCGGAGUUGGAACCGCGAGAGCGAGACUAAUCAGCCGCCGCGGUGCCUUGCGUUCAUAGUAGACGGGGCCCGUCCUGGUCUCGGGCCCCUGUUUCCGUCCGCCGGGCGGAGCUGCCAGGGAAGCAAGCGCCAAGCGGCCGCGUGCCAUGCCCGGGCGGCCGCGGCCUUGUUUCGAUCGGGCGGAGCGCCCCCCGGUUGUGCCGGGCCGGGGGGCCUCUGUUUCUUUUGGUUUUCUUUGCAGGGCAGGCACGCAGCGGCCGGCGCGAUGCACGGCGGCCGGCCUUUUUCUGUGUGAGUCGGUGGAGUGUGUGGGCGCGCAGGCUCCGCCCUCCCCCGCGCCUUGCAAGGCCGGCGGAGGUUUCGGAGGGAGAUUCGUUGCAGCCCCCUGUCUGUGCCAGCGCGCGGGUGUGUAUGGGGUGGCGCGUCUGGCGUAUUGCAAACGGCCCUCGGCGCCGCCCGAGCGCCCUGCGUGGGUGCGUGGGUGCCCGGAAGUCACUUAAUGGCGUCAGUUUGCUUGGCCUUUUGAUUUCGCCCGCGCGCGCGCGCCCGCCGCCGGUUCAUUUCGGUGAAACUGAAACUGAGAGCCAGCCCCCUGCCCUCUGUUCAAUUAG